AUGGCCAUUCAGUUAACGGAUCUUCUGCCUACUGACCAAGAAGGACUGCAAAAGGAAACUGCAUAUCUUUGUCGACCAACUAAACUUUCCUUUUUAGGAAAACAAAAAGCAAAUGAAAUAUCAUCAGAAAGACCAGAUAAACCUUCAAUUCUCGACCUACCAUUAGAAAGUGAGCUAGAAUUAGCUAUUGCCCGAGUAACUAGAUCAAGAGAAGAGAUAGAUAUGGCCAGAAAGGAAAGGGGAAGAAGAAUAACUCUAAAUCAUCAGGUUCAAAAGAAUCAAUGGGCCAAAAAGAUCAAAAGCAGAUCUUAUCGGAAGAGUAAAAGAGAAGAAAGAGUAGCUAAAGCAGCUGCCCUAGCUGAAGUACAACAUGCUGUAACUAGUGGUGUAGAUGCAAUAGAUACAAUAGAUGGUAAUGAAGUAGGUUUAGUAGAUAAGAAUCGUAUAGUAGAUAAGAGUCUUAUGGUGAAUAAUGGUAUUAUAGAUAGUGGUAUAUCUAUUCCAGAAGUAUCUGAGCCAAAUACUAAGCCAAAACCUUUAGAUAUCUUUCAAUCUUAUGCCCAGCCUAUUCAACAUACUCAGAUAGAAGAGAUCUUAGAGAUUAAUACUGAUUUUGAUGAAGAAAAACAACAAGAGAUAGCUAAAGACUUGCCUAAAGAAGAAGAAAGAGUUCUACCGGGUUGGAAUUCUUGGGGUGGUGAAGAUAUUAAGCCAGUUAAAACUAGUGCUAAUACAACUCUUUAUAAGCGAUCAGGAAUUGAACUAAGAAAGAGAAAGGACUUUAAAGUAUCUCAUGUGAUCUAUAAUGAACGAGCAACGCAAACCAGAAAUGCAAAGUAUGCUAUUAAAGCUCUACCCCAAGGCUUUAAAUCUGAAGAAGAGUAUCAAGAACUCCUGGCCUUCCAACUAGACCGUACUAAGCAGCCUAUCUCUCUCCUUAACAAACUCAUCCGAGAAGAGAAGAACUUACAGUAA
Molecule: messenger RNA, 975 nt
Organism: Nematocida homosporus
Lineage: Eukaryota; Fungi; Microsporidia
Exons: 1
Coding region: 1-975 (324 amino acids)
Biological process (GO): rRNA processing
Cellular component (GO): small-subunit processome; nucleolus
Source: RefSeq, a predicted model, not a curated record